Messenger RNA from Nematostella vectensis (starlet sea anemone), 1200 nucleotides. RefSeq lists its product as uncharacterized. The transcript is spliced from 2 exons. Lineage: Eukaryota; Metazoa; Cnidaria; Anthozoa; Actiniaria; Edwardsiidae. The record is from RefSeq and is a predicted model, not a curated record. Bases 1 to 585 code for a protein of 194 amino acids.
AUGACUAUGCAAGGUGCCAGGCAAUACUCAAUCGCAUUUUCAGACUUGGUUCUCGCCAUAUCGGCGUUCUAUAGUGCGUCGAAGUUGCAGUUCGCAUCCCCCUACUCCGCCCUGGGGUUUUGUCUAGUGGGUUCUGCCGCCCUGCUAGGCGUCCUAAGGUUUGGUGUGGCGAUUCCUCGGUACCAUUAUAACGUCUGUCAGUGGCACAGCUUCAUGUCCCAAUUUGCCACCAUUGUUGGAAUCCCCCUUAUAACAGCAGGCAUGUGUGUUCACCAUCACCACCAUGACUACGCCCAGAUCUGCCUGGUAGGUUGUGCUGCAGGAUUCAUAGUCUCAAUUGUCUUGCCCAACCUACAGGAGACCAUGGCCCAAGCCUGUAGCACAUUUGCAGUACUUGGGCUGAUCUACAUUACCUUUGUGAACAAGAAUGCUUUUGCGUUGGGUGGUGGAGCUGCUUAUGCUGUCUCAGGACUGUUAAAGGGGCAGUAUAGUGUGUUGGGCAUUAGAGGUAUCAACAUGUUUCACUACAUGCUAGCUGCAGGCAGUCUGUUAAUUAUGUAUGGUCUGCUGCACUCGAGAAAUUAGAGGUGCUUUCAUUAGUUAGUGGCUACUCGAGUAGUUGGACAUUUUUAAUAGUGUACCACACAGCAUUGCUUUAUAUACACAGUGAAAAAAAUGAGAUUGAUAAGUAAUAAAAUUUAAACCUUAACACAGAAAAACAUUUCCAGUGCUAUGUUACUGGAAGCUUUCAUAAUUUGGAGAUGUACAAAGAAUAAUUUUAGAUAAAUAUAGGUUAUAUUAUCUUGUAGCUAUGUUUUUAUAUAUAAUUUUUAUCAUAAUUGAGUGGCUAAAAGGCUUAUAUUGUAAAGUAAUGUAAAACAGAGUGAUAAAAGAUAGAAAUACCAAGGAAAUAAGAUUGGUGAAGAAAGAGACAAUUAAUAGAUUAGACACUUUUUCCCAGGUCCACUUCCAUUAUCAUAUCAUACUAUCCUUGAAGAAGCAGCAUCUUAACCUUUAAAAUGUUAUUAAAUAAUUACUACACCAAAUGGUGAGGGUGACAACUUAAUUCAAAUUAAUCAACAACAAAAAAUGUUAAUACUUAUCAAAAAGUUUAGAACGGACAAAGAGUUAGACUACUGAAUUUAAAUUUAUCGACACCAUCUUUUUAUGUUGGUAUUUAAUUAAAAUGUUCCGACCAAA